UGAUUCAGUCACCAUCACCACAGGCUACUAAUAUUGUAUCAGCUCAAGGCCUAACAUCCCUCUGCUUCCUUCAUACCUUAUCAAUGACAGACAACACAGCAGAAAAAGGUAUUUCAGAAACACCAAUUUCAGAUGUUGGUAAUUGGACGGAGGAUGGAGAUCGUGUCCAAAUCAAUAUUACCGCUGCUGGGAGAGAGGUAAAGCUGUGCAUGCCAUCCCCUACGAAACCUCUCGAGAUAACCAUCCCAAAGAAGCAGGCUGAUGUAAAAGGGACUGUCGAAAAGCCAACGCCUAUUUCAAAUGUUGGUGAAUGGACGGAGUAUCAAGAUCAUGUCCAAAUCAAUAUUACCGCUGCUGGGAAAGACGUGAAGCUGUGCAUAGACCAACAAACAUCCCCUACGAAACCUCUCGAGAUAACCAUCCCAAAGAAGCAGGCUGAUGUAAAAGUGAAAGGCGAAACCCCAAACGACGGAAGUGACAAACGGACGGGGAAAGUCGGAAGUGACCAACAACAGAAGGGAUCAAAAAGAGAUGAAACUAUGUUAGAAAAUGUAAUGAUCAAGUUGAAGGCGUACAAGGGGAUCGUUAUAACGGCUUUUAUAGCCAUUUCAUUAGGGUAUUUGCUGCGUCGAAAAUUCAAAGUAGCUUGACAUUGAUGGAAGGAGUUGGUGAAUCAAUCGACCUGCAGUGUUUGUUUACGAUGCAUUUAUAUAUUCACUUAUUCAUCUCAGGAUUAUACCCUGGAUAUAUGAUCCACAUAUUCAAGAAAGUGACUUAAUAAGAAUCCCAAUGCACCAA
Messenger RNA from Vitis riparia (riverbank grape), 798 nucleotides. RefSeq lists its product as uncharacterized. The coding region runs from base 84 to 650 and encodes 188 amino acids. The transcript is spliced from 3 exons. NCBI's taxonomy places the organism in Eukaryota, Viridiplantae, Streptophyta, Magnoliopsida, Vitales, Vitaceae. The record is from RefSeq and is a predicted model, not a curated record.